AAAAGUGAUAAAGAUAAAACGAUGAUGGCCGUGAAUAUAUGUGAAUUGAGAUAUGUAUCAAGUGAUAGUGUAAGAAGUCUAAUUAAAGUAAAUAGUGAUAAAUUGCCCUCAUUUCCGUCACGUAAAUUUUAGUGUGCUUCAAUUGAUGCUUCACUUUUAAGUUGUUCACAUUGACUCUAUAUAUACGAUUGUUGUCACUCGUUUCUUUGUCAUUUGUUUUUGUGUAUUUAAUUUAAACCAUUAUUUUUUUUUUAUAUCUACAAAUGAAGUGUAUUUUUAAUUUAAAGUGUUUUACAAUUUACCAUUAACAUCAACAACUGAAUUUAAAUUGUUAUGCUGAUCUGGAUAAUAAAAUUAAAAAUAUGUCUAAAAUCAAGAUACUCGAUGUAUUUUUUUUAUUGACAUAUUUAUUAUCAAUAACUCAUUAUAUUAAUUGCGAUGAGUUGAUAAAAAUUUUUCAACAAGGGCAAACAGAAUUGGAUGAUUAUACUGGAUAUCAAGAUGUAUCAAUAAUUCAUUUUAAUGUACCAGAUAAUUUAGCAUCAGUUACAUUCAAAUUUACAGCAAAAGAAUUAAAAUUAAGUGGAUUAGGAAGUUGUACACCUAGAGAUGUAUCAAUAUAUCUCAAAUUAGGAAGUAUACCAUUGGUACAUCCUGAUGGAGCAAGUGUUAAUACAAAGUUAUUAAAUAAUCGUCGUAAAUAUUAUGAAGUUAAUUUUACAAGUGGUGGUGAUCAAUAUGAUGUUAAAAUAACAACACCAACUCCUGGUGAUUGGUUUGCAAUUGCAUUUCGUUCAUGGACUGAUCCAAAUUCUGAAAAAAUAACACAACAAGGUCUAGGUACAAUAUGUUCAACAAUACUUGAUGCUGAUUUACUUGUUGAAAAAAUAAAAUUAUCAAUGAUAAUGGAUAUAAAUAAUAAAUAUAAUAUAAAUUUAAAUAAUUCAUUAAAUACAGCAUUAUUAAAAUUUUUAAUUGAUGAUAAUUAUCAUGAUAUUAUAAAUAUUUCAAUAACAUCAUCAUGUGGUGAUAAUUGUAAAAUUUCAAUAAAUAUUAUUGCUGAUGAUGUUAUAAAAAGUACACAAUUAAAUUCAACAAAUAUAACAUUAUCAUUUAAACCAUAUAUACAAUAUUUUCAUCAUUUAACAUUUGAAUUAUUAUCUGGAAACUCAACAGUAUUAUCAAUUUUUUUACCAAAAAAUAUAAAUAAUAAUAAUAAUAAUAUAAUACUCAAUGACAUUCCAUUAGUUAGAAAAUCAUUACCAGAUUUAUUUUUAUUUGAUUAUGAAUAUAUACCUGGUAAUUCAACAGAACAAAUACCAAUUAACAUAACAGCUGAUAAAUUAACAAUAAUGAAUUUUAAAAUUGGUCCAAUUAAUGAUAUUGGUGGUACAUUAUCAAUUGGUAUUAAGUUGGUUAAUAAAACUGAUGAUAUUAUUGUCAUUGGUUGUAUUUCAUUAGGAUAUAUAACAAAUAUCACUGCUGGCGGUGGUUGUAAAAGAAAUGACGUAAUAACAACAUCAGAUAUUUGGGCUAAUUCAACAAAACCAAUAACUAUACAUAUACCAUAUCCAGAUCCAGGAAUAUGGCAUUUAACAAUUAGAGCAUUUAAAUUAAUUAAAGAAAAUAAUAAAUUAAGUAUAAAUAAUAAUAAUUGUACCUGUAUUGAUAAAUGUCAAAUAAUUGGCUGUGAUGAUUGUGAAUGUUUUAAAAAAACAACAACAAAAAUUGAAACAAAUAUUGGCUCAUCACCUUGUAUUGAAGGUGGUUGUAAUAAAAAUGGACAUUGUCAUCAUCAUCCAAAUAGUGGUGGUUUUAUUAUAACAUCAUGUCAUUGUACUGGUGGUUAUCGUGGUUUUGAUUGUACUGAUAAUACAUAUGUAUUAACAAGUAGUACUGUUAAAAUACAUUUAUUAAUGUUAACAAUGAGUAAUUUAGCAUUUAUUGGAUCAAUAUAUAUUGCAUAUAAACGUGAAUAUUAUAGUGAAUCAAUUGUUUAUACAGCUGUUAUGUUUUUUUCAAUUUUUUAUCAUGCAUGUGAAGCUGGUGAAGAUAUUAUAAAUAUAUGUAUUACUAAAAUAAGUGUAUUACAAUUUUGUGAUUUUUAUAAUGCAUUAUUAUCAAUAUGGGUUACAUUAAUUGCAAUGACAUCAUUUGGACAAAAAUUAACAUGUUUUUUACAAAUAUUUGGUGCAAUUGUACUUGCAUUUUGUGCUGAAAUUGAUCGUACAGCAUUAUGGGUUUUUUUACUUCCAACAUUAAGUGGUUGUAUACUUAUUGGAUUUGCAUGGGGUAUGAGAUGUCAUCGUCAAAGAAAUUUUAAAUAUCCAGCAUUAAGAUAUAGAAGUGUUUAUUUAUCAACUGGUCUUGGUAUUGUAUUUGUUGGUUUAAUAUGUUAUGCAUUUUUACAAACACGUAAAAAUUAUCAUGUAUUACAUAGUUUUUGGCAUAUAUGUACGGCAAUUGGUAUUAUGUUAUUAUUACCAAAAAAAAAAUAUAUGAAAUAGUACAGGAGUUCGCUUGACGAUAAUGAUGAAUCAUAUGAAGAAGCAAUACAUGCCUUCAGCUCACCUGUCGUCAGCGAUUAUGAUCAUGAUUGUGAUUUAAGUGAUUCAUUUUUACAAGCACUUGAUGAUUUAUUAUAAAUUAUAAUAUAAUUAGAUAUAUAUAUAUUUAAAUUUCAAUCUAAUUCAAUUGCAAUUAAAAGAAUUAUAUAGUAUUUAAAAAUACAAAAUUAUUAUUAAUAAAAAUUUUAAAAUGCACUAUGUUUUUAGAGACAAUAAUAAUAAACUUCCAAUUAAAAAUAUUUAA
Messenger RNA from Aphidius gifuensis, 2811 nucleotides. Its product is annotated as post-GPI attachment to proteins factor 6-like. The record is from RefSeq and is a predicted model, not a curated record. Bases 363 to 2507 code for a protein of 714 amino acids. Lineage: Eukaryota; Metazoa; Arthropoda; Insecta; Hymenoptera; Braconidae. Gene Ontology annotation, cellular component: plasma membrane. The transcript is spliced from 5 exons.